CGCACCCUAUUGGUCAGAAUCUGCGCCCACUGCUCUCCGUUGGCGCGGUUGUUGAACCGUCGCAGGCAGAUAAACAUUAAGACAAAGUGAUGAAAAGCGGGGACAGCAUGGAGAAUGGAAGGACCCAGUUUCCAUUUCCCUAUCAGCCCUAUAACAUCCAGGAGCAGUUUAUGCAUCACCUGUACAGUGCACUCGACCAGGGCAAAGUUGGCAUCUUUGAAAGUCCAACUGGAACGGGCAAGUCUCUGAGUCUGAUAUGUGGAGCGCUGAGCUGGCUCACAGACCAUGAGGAGAAGAGGAGACAGGAGGCAGCUGCUCUGCUGCAGGAAGGAGAAGCAGCUCUUUCCACUUGUAAUCCUCAGUCCUCCUCCUCCUCCUCCGGCAGCUGCUCCUCGGCGGAGCCCGACUGGAUCACUGAUUUUGUUCAGAAAAAGGCAGAACGUGAUCUGGUGUCAAAGUUGAAGGAGGAAGAGUUGAAAAGAAAGAAGAGGGAAGAACGAUUAGAGAUGAUCAGAAACAACGUUCAACUCAAAUAUGCAAUGAAGAGAAAAAGCUGUGAGGAUGAAGAAGCAUUCAAGUUGCUCCAGCUCAGUAAAGAGGAACAAACAGAGACACAAGGAGAUCAAGAGGACGAGGAGCUUGUCGUCGCAGAAUACGAGAGCGAUGACGAGUCAAAGACCAGGAACAGAUUUUGUGCUGCUGAAGACGACACAGAUGAUGAACUGGUUGAAGAACAUGCUGCUAAGAUUUACUACUGCAGUCGCACUCACUCCCAGCUGGCCCAGUUUGUCCAUGAGGUUCAAAAGAGUCCCUUUGGCAAGGACAUCAGCGUGGUCACACUGGGCUCACGGCAGAAUCUGUGCAUCAACGAGGAGGUGCGUCGCCUGGGCAGCAUCCAGCGCAUUAAUGACCGCUGCAUGGAGAUGCAGAAAAACAAACAUGCGAACCAGAAUCAUGAAGAGGGUGUAAAACGAAAGCGCGGCCCAGCAAAGAGUGUGUGUCCCUAUUAUAAAGCUUCAGCACUGCAGCAGAUGAGGGAUGAUCUUCUGGGGACAGUCCACGAUAUAGAGCAGCUGCUGAAGCUGGGCAGAGAAUUACAUUCAUGUCCUUAUUACUCUACACGACUCGCUAUCCCCCCUGCACAGUUGGUGGUGUUGCCCUAUCAGAUGCUGCUUCAUGAAGCUACAAGAAAGGCCGCAGGAGUUCAGCUAAAAGGACAGGUGGUGAUCAUAGAUGAAGCUCACAAUCUCAGUGACACACUCUCCUGUAUACACAGUGCAGAGCUCACUGGAGCACAGCUUUGCCGUGCCCACUCUCAGCUCACCCAGUAUGCUGAGCGUUAUAAGAGCAGACUGAAGGCAAAGAAUCUGAUGUACAUCAAACAGAUUCUGUUUGUGAUUGAGGGGCUUGUCCGAGUGCUGGGAGGCAAAGUGGGGCAGAAUCCACAGAGCCAGACUACACAAACAGGAACUGAAAUGCUCACCAUCAACAACUUCCUCUUCAAGGGGCAAAUCGACAAUAUCAACUUGUUUAAGUUACAGAGAUACUUUGAGAAGAGCAUGGUCAGCAGAAAACUGGGUGGCUUUGUGGAGAAGUACGCAGGAGCCGGUGUGAGCUUGCACACCCAGACCAGCUCCAACAAGGAGAACCGACGCACCGAGGGCUUAAACCGCUACCUUCAAACGCUACAGAGCAACCAGAGCGCUGCACCAGUUUCUUCAGCUGACCAGCAGGGGUCUACAGAGGCAGAGAAAGUGCUAUCUGCAUCUCCCAUGAUGCAGGUGGAGGGUUUCUUCAUGGCCCUCACCAACAGCAACACUGACGGCAGAGUGGUGGUGCACAGACAAGGUACUUUGUCAGAGAGCAGCGUCAAGUUCUUGCUGUUGAAUCCAGCGGUCCAUUUUGCCCAGGUGCUGAAGGAGUGCAGAGCGGUCAUCAUCGCAGGAGGAACCAUGCAGCCUGUUUCAGACUUCAAACAAGAGCUCCUGUUUUCUGCCGGAGUGCAAGAGGAGCGCAUCACUGAGUUUUCCUGUGGUCAUGUAAUUCCCCCCGAGAACAUUCUUCCCCUUGUCUUGUGCAGCGGUCCAUCUGGUCAGGAGCUGGAUUUUACUUUUCAAAACAGAGACACUCCACGCAUGAUGGAUGAGACAGGGCGCAUCCUCUCCAACAUUUGUAACGUGGUCCCCGGUGGUGUCGUGUGCUUCUUUCCUUCUUAUGAGUACUCGAGGCGGAUCAUUUCUCACUGGGAGGCCAGCGGCGCGCUGACUCGUCUGGCUAACAAGAAGAAGAUCUUCCAGGAACCAAAGAAAGCCAACCAGGUUGAGCAGGUGCUGAGCGAGUUCUCCCGCUGCAUCCAGAGGUGUGCUGCGGACGGUGGUGGUCUCACAGGAGCGUUGCUGUUCUCUGUGGUUGGAGGGAAAAUGAGUGAGGGCAUCAAUUUCUCUGAUGACCUGGGUAGGUGUGUGGUGAUGGUGGGAAUGCCGUAUCCCAACAUCAAAUCUCCAGAGCUGCAGGAAAAGAUGUCCUAUCUGGACAAACACCUGCCUCACAGCGGAGGGAGGAGCCCUGGUCAAGCACUAAUAGAAAACCUCUGCAUGAAGGCUGUCAAUCAGUCCAUAGGAAGAGCUAUCCGUCACCGUGGCGACUAUUCCUCCAUGGUGCUGUGUGACAGGCGUUAUUCUCGACCUGCUACGCUCGCUAAACUUCCCAAAUGGAUCCAAGAUCGCACAAGCACACACUCAACUUUUGGCCCCGCUUUUGCUGCCUUACGGAAGUUCUUCUUGGAGAAGAAGCAGAAGCAGAUGUAGUUUCAACUGACAAGAAUUCAACCGGCCCGAACAGGAUUAGGAAACCCAGUGAAAUUCACUCUGCAAGCAUAAAGAGAAACUGAAUGUGUUCUCAUAAAAAAAUACUUUAAGAUAACUAGAGGGCCUCUGUAAUAAGUUCCUUAUCACGAGAUUGCCGCAGCUCUUUUAUUCUGCUUUAUGUUUACAAUCUUGGAACAUUUCAAAGCCAUCAGAUCUCAGAGUCCUCCUGGCUGGAGGUAAAGGGUCAACCAUGGAAGCAGUUUCUGUUUUCAGCACGUCAUAGUUGCCUUAUUUAACUUUCAUAUGUUGUCUGUUACUGUUCUGUUUUGAGAAGUCAUGUUGAAUUUGAGAAUACUGGUUCUAAAAUGUCUUCGA
This is a messenger RNA of Larimichthys crocea (large yellow croaker), 3182 nucleotides long. It is a transcript of the gene ddx11, whose product is annotated as DEAD/H (Asp-Glu-Ala-Asp/His) box helicase 11. Gene Ontology annotation, molecular function: ATP binding; hydrolase activity, acting on acid anhydrides, in phosphorus-containing anhydrides; DNA helicase activity. The transcript is spliced from 27 exons. NCBI's taxonomy places the organism in Eukaryota, Metazoa, Chordata, Actinopteri, Sciaenidae. Gene Ontology annotation, cellular component: nucleus. The record is from RefSeq and is a predicted model, not a curated record. Bases 90 to 2807 code for a protein of 905 amino acids. Gene Ontology annotation, biological process: nucleobase-containing compound metabolic process; establishment of sister chromatid cohesion.